AUGGUGCUGUUAAUCGCCAUUGAUGCUUAUGCCGCGAAGCCCACUUGUUCUUCGAGGUCGAUUCAAUGUGAGGACCGGAAUUUGUGGAUACCCAAACGACGUCGUGGCCUGAGGAUCUUCUGGCGGCAAAGACUGAUGCUUGCAGCUCAUAAUAAUACUCCGAUCAGCCGCCUGUCGACUAUGGAAUCGACUUGGCAUACGCACACGUGGGAGGAAAAGCUCAAAAGAUAUUAUGGCCUGGAUUUUUUUCUUAAUUGUGUCAAAGAUGGCCAAUCGAGUCCCUUUACGUUGAUUGAUUUGUUUGCUACAGUUGUCAUGGUUGGUCAAGCAGCGAACAAAGACGCGUUUCUUGAAAGCUUCCUCUUGGGCUUCCGCUUGGUUUUUGACUGCGAGAAUUUGAAGCUUGGCUGAUCUACACCUCCAAUUGUGUGUAAAAAUGUUGCAAUUUGAGUUUUCACUGUCUUUGCUUGUUAUAUCUUCUUCUACUGUCUAUAAACCAACACACCAUGGGAACUUAUGAAAAUAAUCAAAUUAACUUGGGGACGCAUGCAGAAGACGGCAAGACACACCGAAUUUAUGUAGGAAGGGCUCGUUUGGGCCAAUGAAUUAUAUGGAUUGUUUUGUUGAAGAUGUUAAUAUGUGCUUAAAAUAACCAUAUGUAAACAAGAUCAUCAUUGGAGACUCGGAGUUUCUAAUGUUUUAGCUUUUGAUUAUUUUUAUUGUAGAUCUAAUUUAGGAUGUUGUGUAGCCUGUCUUGGGCACUCCCUUUAGCAUCUUUUUCCCCGUUAAUUUUUUCUAUUUUCACUUUCACUGCCACAUGUUUUUCAAUCAUACUCUUGCCUCUUGUUUGUCGUCUAAUUCACUUUUAUCCUCGUUGCAUCUUGUCAGCAUCGUGCAAUAUGUCUUUUGCCGUUACUGCUUUGAACUGCAUACAUGGCCUAAUCAAUAUUAAGGGGUUUGUCUACACAAAAAAUCGAGUGAGGGCAAGUAGGAUCUGGCCUUCUCAAUUGAGCAUUGCAGAUUUUGGAGUUCAAAAAGCUCAAAAUAGAAACGUUGUUUUGAUAUGGAUGUCUCGAAUUUGUUCCAUUAAAAGGAAUUUCGGC
Striga asiatica is the source of this 1103-nucleotide messenger RNA. The record is from the annotation of a GenBank genome assembly. NCBI's taxonomy places the organism in Eukaryota, Viridiplantae, Streptophyta, Magnoliopsida, Lamiales, Orobanchaceae.